UCAGAAACCUUUUUCUCUCAAAAAAAUAAAACACUGUAGUCAUGUUGAGAGGUCUUCAGUCUGCCUUGUUUCCCACAGAGCAUUGGAUCCCUCCUGUCCCCAGAAUGCAAGGAUUUGCUGUGGGCCGGCCAGCUGGCACUUGUCAGAUUUUGGAUUCCAGAUAUAGGAAAGCAACAUCCAGCACACAAGAGAUCUUUUUCCAUUUAGGAUAUCCUCAUCCCAUGGAAAGCUGUCUGCCAAGACCACCAUCGCUCACAGUGGUUUUGUGUUCCUCUUUCAGAAGCCGAGGAAAGCAGAGGGGUGAACAGAACUUGUAUGCUUAUUGUAUGACGCAUCUUUCUAUUCCUUCACACAGGUUCCCAUUCUGGAAUUAGGCACAACCUAACGCAGGAAAUUAAAUGUACGUGUAAGUUUUUGCAAGAUGAGGCCAAAGUAAGCCCUACAGCAAGGAAGGAAUUUAAGUUCAAGUUUAGCUCAGCGAUCAACAGUAAUCCACAUCAAAAGCCCGCAGGAGUUCAGCCCAGUUAUUUCCAAUCAAAAAGAUGGUCAACUAUGCACUCCGAAUAGCAGACUUCUAUUGGUGUACAAUUUGUGGAAACAAGUGUUUCGAGGAAGAAUGAUGCAGAACGUGCAUCUAGCUCCUGAAGAAGACGAGGAUGAUCUUUACUCUGGCUACAAUGAUUAUAAUCCCACUUUUGACACAGAGGAUUUAGAAAAUGAUACAGUUUUUCAACAGGCAGCAAGAACAAGUCAUGGUAGAAGACCCCCUGUGACAGCCAAAAUUCCUGGUACAGCAACUUCAAGACCUAUAGAUACUGCAUUUGGGGAUGGGGUUUCUCGGCCAAUGACAGCAGUGCAAGCUGCAGGCUACACUAAGGCAGCUAUCAGAGGUUCUUUAUUUGAUCCUCUUGGCCAAGCAAGAGGUCCUGCUCCACCUCUGGAAAUGAAAAAUCCAGACAGCUCAGAAGAGAAGAUUAGGCAGUUAGAAAAAAAAGUGAAUGAACUGGUUGAAGAAAGUUGCAUUGCCAACAGCUGUGGAGACUUGAAAUUGGCUCUGGAAAAAGCAAAAGAAGCUGGAAGGAAGGAAAGAGUAUUAGUGAGGCAACGUGAACAAACUGCUACUUCAGAAAGCAUCAACUUAGAUCUCACUUACUCAGUUCUUUUCAAUCUGGCCAGUCAAUAUGCUGCUAAUGAAAUGUAUGCUGAAGCACUAAACACUUACCAAGUUAUAGUGAAGAAUAAGAUGUUCAACAAUGGAGGUAGACUGAAGGUCAAUAUGGGAAAUAUAUAUUUAAAACAGCGGAACUAUUCCAAAGCGAUCAAAUUCUACCGCAUGGCUCUAGACCAGAUUCCUAGUGUCCACAAAGACAUGAGGAUUAAAAUAAUGCAAAAUAUUGGAGUUGCAUUUAUUAAAACUGGCCAGUACAUGGAUGCCGUUUCUUCAUUUGAGCACAUAAUGAGCUUGUCCCCAAACCUGAAGGCAGGCUUCAACCUGCUCGUAUGUUACUUUGCUAUUGGAGACAGCGAACAAAUGAAAAAAGCAUUCCAAAAACUGAUUGCAGUUCCCUUGGAAGUGGAUUAUGAUGACAAAUACGUUUCACCAAAUGAUGAUCCACAUACAAAUCUACUGCUUGAAGCCAUCAAAAACGACAGUUUAAGACAAAUAGAACGUGAGAGGAAGUCCAUGGCUGAGGAUUAUAUCAUGGCAGCUGCUAAACUGAUAGCACCAGUCACUGAGCCAUCUUUUGCUGCGGGCUAUGACUGGUGUGUUGAAGCAGUAAAAGCUUCCCACUACGUAGAGUUAGCCAAUGACCUGGAGAUAAAUAAAGCCACUACUUUUCUGAGACAACGGGAUUUUAACCAGGCACUGGAGACUUUCAAAAUGUUUGAGAGAAAGGACAGCAGAGUAAAGAGUGCAGCUGCAACAAACCUUUCGUUCCUUUAUUAUUUGGAGAAGGAAUUGGCACAAGCAACAACCUAUGCAGAUUUAGCUGUCAGUUCUGAUAGGUACAACCCAGCAGCACUAACUAACAAAGGAAAUACUGUUUUUGCAAAUGAAGACUACGAAAAAGCAGCUGAGUUUUAUAAAGAGGCUCUUAGGAAUGAUUGCUCUUGCACUGAAGCACUGUAUAACCUUGGUUUAACAUACAAGAAGUUAAACAGAAUAGAUGGGGCUUUGGAUUGUUUCCUGAAACUCCAUGCAAUACUUGGAAACAGUGCUCAGGUCCUUCACCAAAUAGCAGCCAUCUAUGAAAUCAUGGAAGAUCCCAAUCAAGCCAUAGAGUGGCUCAUGCAGUUGAUCAGUGUAGUACCAAGUGACCCACGUGCGCUUUCAAAACUAGGGAAAUUAUAUGACAAGGAAGGUGAUAAAUCCCAAGCCUAUCAUUAUUACUAUGAGUCAUACCGUUAUUUCCCUUCAAACAUUGAGGUCAUUGAAUGGCUUGGAGCCUAUUGCAUUGACACCCAGUUUUGUGAAAAAGCCAUUGAGUACUUUGAGAGAGCAGCUCUUAUCCUUGUGCACAACUUUGUCUUCUUGAUGUGCAGACCUACCCAAGUGAAGUGGCAGCUGAUGGUUGCCAGUUGCUAUCGGAGAAGCGGUAACUACCAGAAAGCUCUAGAGAAAUACAAAGUCAUUCACCAAAAAUUCCCAGAGAACGUUGAAUGCCUCCGAUUUUUAGUUCGUCUCUGCACAGAUAUGGGACUGAAAGAAGUCCACGAGUAUCUGACAAAACUGAAGAAAGUGGAAAAAUUAAAGGAGAUAAGAGAGCAGCGCAUUAAAUCUGGCAGAGAUGGCAGUGCACGUAACCGCAGGGAAGGAAGUGCUGAUGGAGCCUAAGAAGUGUCUGCAAACAGCUUGCGUGGAGACACACGUGAAGUAUAAAUGAGGAUUACUUUACUUCAAGAUCUUAAUGCGCAUUGGAAAUACUGCUGUCUUCAUUGCCAGAAAAUAAACAUUUGUACCCGUUUGGAGUUUCAUCUCUUACAGUGUUGUUGCCAAGACCAAAAGGGAUAAUUUUCCAUCAUGGUACGGGAGAUUUGUCAUCAUUACUGACUCCAAGGAGGUGUGGAAUCAUGCUUAGUUUAUGACUUGGUAGCUAAAUGAAAGUACUUGCUAGCUAAUGGAAGUGCAUAUGCAUUCCCAGUAUUUUUGAUGCAAUGCGUGUUUUUCUUUCUUUCCUCUUACCAGCCCCGUGCCUGGCAUCCCUAGGAGAAGUUCUUUCUGCAUUUAUUUCUCCCCUGUACUUGUAGUAGGAGCAUUAAUAGUUCAGACUUCCUUGUUGUAGGAAAUGUUACUUAAAAGUGCUCAGUGAAGGAAGCUGAGAGGAAAGAGAAGCCAGCAAGGUGUGUGCUUAGAACCUUGCUUUGUCAAUGUGAAUUAACACAGAAGAAGCACGAGAUGCACCAAAGCAUACUUUGAAGACUACGAGUAGAAUAUGCAUAGAUAGUGCAAGGAGUGGAAGGAAAUGACCCAAAAAACUCACGUGUGUGAGCGUCAGUAUAAAGCCUACUCUUGUGUGGUGAGAGGAAAAGAAGCAUUACGUCUGAAGUGCUCACCCACAACUGAACACAUUUGUUCGAUAAGCGCGAAAGGUUUCUUCUCUACGUGAAUAUCAGAUUGAUGGCUUGUGAUCUUUUUCCUUCACAUUAGAAGGAGAUUGCAUCAGUACAUAGCAUUAACGUUUUUGGUGAUUAAAAAAAAAGAAAGGAAAAAAAACCUGAAGGAUUUUUAACAGCACGUCUGAGUUUCAGCAGUUGUUUAUCAUGUCUCCCUCAUGAAACGAUGGUCUCGUUAAAUCUUGUUGGAAAGAAA
Molecule: messenger RNA, 3811 nt
Organism: Tympanuchus pallidicinctus (lesser prairie-chicken)
Lineage: Eukaryota; Metazoa; Chordata; Aves; Galliformes; Phasianidae
Gene: IFT88
Product: intraflagellar transport 88
Exons: 24
Coding region: 617-2836 (739 amino acids)
Biological process (GO): intraciliary transport; kidney development; inner ear receptor cell stereocilium organization
Cellular component (GO): ciliary basal body; centriole; non-motile cilium
Molecular function (GO): kinesin binding
Source: RefSeq, a predicted model, not a curated record